This is a messenger RNA of Paramecium pentaurelia, 317 nucleotides long. The record is from the annotation of a GenBank genome assembly. NCBI's taxonomy places the organism in Eukaryota, Ciliophora, Oligohymenophorea, Peniculida, Parameciidae.
AUGAAUAGAUUUAAAUCAAAAUAUAAAUUGCCUCCUAAGAUGAAAACCCAACCAAUAGAUCCUCGUGUAUCAUAUUAUGAAGUGAAAUUGUAAGAGUUAAGUUCAGAACCUUCACAAAAAUACAAAGUUUAAUAAAGCACAUCACUAACUCAUGAAGGUUUUGUUCGUCAACGGAAAACCAUAAGUGAUUAUAAUAAAUUACCAACUCCUCUUCCCAAAAUAUAGACUGUUCGAAAAUAUAAUGAAGAAUAUAGAAGCAUAUUUAGUUAAAGGAAUCUAACUAGAUUAGUUGGUGGAUUACAAUAAUUGUUGUGAUU